AUGGCUACCAAUUCAGUGACGACUACGGCCCCCAUUGACUUGGACCAGGCCCGAGAAUGGUGUCAAGAACUACUAAGACUUGAGGAUGAAGAUAUCACAAGCUAUUUGAACCAGUACCCGCUCCAUACGCGUACCAGUAUCCUCGAGUUGAUUGAACCUCGCCAAGUGAUUACGAUUGACCCUGACAAACUGUUCCCCAUAACGCUAGCAUUCGGCAGUGUAUACCCAGAAGCACUAGCAUUAAUUGUGGAUGAAGACGUGUCUGUUUCCCUUGUGAAAAACCAGCUUUAUACGGUAUCAAUAGCCUAUUCUACGGCCAAAGCUAAUGUCGAUGUGGACGCGUUUCUUGCUCUCCACUAUGGAAUCACCAUAACUGAUGGCUUUGCCACUAAAGGUGACACUGAGUUGAAACCACUCCCACGAGUUUUGAACCGUUACUACGUCGAUUUGGCCCAGUGGUACUGUCUGUGUCCUCACUGGCACCAACAAAUAAAGACAAGCGAUAAUCCGUACCCAGUCAGUACACCCUGGGGACAAACUAAAAUAUUCAAGUCGAUGCCAACGUGCCGUCACUUGGUGGCAGUGUUUAUCGUCAGCAACAACUCCUCAGUGUACCAUGAAUCAAGAGAAGCCCAUACUACUUGA
Molecule: messenger RNA, 645 nt
Organism: Diutina rugosa
Lineage: Eukaryota; Fungi; Ascomycota; Pichiomycetes; Serinales; Debaryomycetaceae
Exons: 1
Coding region: 1-645 (214 amino acids)
Molecular function (GO): zinc ion binding
Source: RefSeq, a predicted model, not a curated record